Messenger RNA from Amblyraja radiata (thorny skate), 2434 nucleotides. It is a transcript of the gene slc13a3, whose product is annotated as solute carrier family 13 member 3. Lineage: Eukaryota; Metazoa; Chordata; Chondrichthyes; Rajiformes; Rajidae. The transcript is spliced from 13 exons. The record is from RefSeq and is a predicted model, not a curated record. The coding region runs from base 307 to 2091 and encodes 594 amino acids. Gene Ontology annotation, cellular component: plasma membrane. Gene Ontology annotation, molecular function: citrate transmembrane transporter activity; succinate transmembrane transporter activity; sodium:dicarboxylate symporter activity. Gene Ontology annotation, biological process: citrate transport; succinate transmembrane transport.
AGGCAAUUCACCAGCACCCAUCAUCUCGAGUGGUGUUAUCCCCAAUCAUUUUAUUCCGCGAUCAUAAUCACAAUACCCAGUGCUCUUUGUCAAAAACGCCCAUAUUAAUCAUCUCUGGUUGAAAUCCAUAACAGGGUCAUCUAUUUUAGCCAGACACGGACGGCGGUUCGGUGACAAAUACUUUGGACCGAGAGGUCGGGCGCUUUGGUUAAAGUCUCUCCCAGCUUUCACGUGCUGCUGACACUGAAGGGGGAGAGAGAGAGAGAAGGGAGAACUGAAAGAGAUCGCCAAAGUGCCAUUGGAAGUAUGGUGAAGAUCGGGGUAUUCGCCAAGAAGGUUUGGAGCCUCCGUAAAGCCAUCGUGGUCUUCGUCACACCUGUGAUACUUUCCCCUAUUUUGUUCUUCGUAAGUCCCAAGGAGGGAAAAUGUCUUUAUGUGAUUCUCCUGAUGGCUUUGUACUGGUGUACAGAAGCGUUACCAAUCGCUGUGACAUCCCUGCUUCCCAUCAGUCUCUUUCCUCUCUUUGGUGUCAUGCCAGCCAGCAUAGUCUGCCCACAGUACUUUCUUGACACCAACGUUCUGUUUAUGAGUGGCCUGAUCAUGGCACUGGCGGUCGAAGAGUGGAACCUCCACCGGCGAAUAGCGCUAUUUGUCCUAAUGCUGGUGGGAUCAUCCCCAGCAAGGCUUAUCCUGGGAAUGAUGCUAACCACAAGUUUACUGUCAAUGUGGCUUAGUAAUACUGCCUCCACUGCCUUGAUGAUGCCAAUAGCCAAAGCAGUGCUCCAAAGCUUAUUUGGUAGCAUGGAAACUACCCUUGAGUCUACUCAGCUUAAAGAUUGCGAAGAAGCCUUUGAACUUAAAGACAGCGCUUCAAAGGAGUCACUGCCCAAUGAGGGGUUACAUUUGACAUCUGAAGACAGCAAAAGCCCAGAGGAAUUUGAAACAAAUGCUAACUUGACACUCAGGCAGCAGAAGGUUGCAGAAGACCAGAAGAAACUAUGGAAGGGUUUCCUUGUCUCCAUUCCUUACGCUGCAAGUAUUGGAGGGACCGCCACACUGACUGGGACAACUCCUAACCUGAUUCUGGUUGGGCAGCUGAAAAUUUAUUUCCCUGCCUGUGACGACCUGAACUUUGCCUCAUGGUUCAUCUUUUCCUGCCCGCUCGCAUUCCUCUUCCUGAUCGUUGGUUGGGUGUGGAUCGCUUUCCUAUAUGGAGGAUUCAACAUAAGGUCGUGCAGGAAGAAGGGAAAUACUGCAGAAACUGAAGCCAGAGUAAUGAGUGCAAUAAAGUGUGAAUACAGUAAACUGGGGCCAUUCACGUAUGCAGAGGGUGCUGUCUCGAUGUUCUUCUUCUUAUUUGCGGUUUUGCUUUUCACGAGAGAUCCAAAAUUCAUUACAGGUUGGGCCAUUCUGUUCCCUAAAGGUUAUGUGUCGGAUGCAGUGACGGGAAUGACGAUCGUUAUUGUGCUCUGCUUCUUUCCAUCCCAAAAACCUUCGCUGAAAUGGUGGUUUAAUCCAAAAGCUUCGGGAAAAACAAAUCCACCGCUGCUUACUUGGUCAAAAAUCCAAAGUAAUUUACCCUGGAGUGUCAUGCUGUUACUUGGAGGAGGCUAUGCCAUGGCAAAAGGAUGUGAGGUCUCGGGAUUGUCCAUCUGGAUCAGCAAAUACGUUCAUCCACUUGCAACCUUCCAGCCAAGCAUUGCUCUUAUUCUGAUCUCAAUGCUAGUCACCUGCUUCACUGAAUUUGCCAGCAACACUGCCACCAUUGUAAUAGUGCUGCCAAUUUUAAUUAACCUGUCUUUCCAGAUGACGGUGAAUCCACUGUACUUCUUGGUACCAGCAACUAUAGUAUGCUCCUAUGCUUUCAUGCUGCCAAUAUCAACACCUCCAAAUUCCAUUGCAUUUGCUACAGGCCACCUGAAGGUCAAGGAUAUGGUGAAGUCGGGGAUUAUUAUGAACAUUCUGGGGAUUCUCCUGCUCAUGUUAGCUGUGAACACUUGGGGUAAUUUCUUGUUCGAUUUCUCCACUUAUCCCCAAUGGGCAGAGUCUAUGCAGAAUGUCACACGCAGCUUCGCUAAUGGCACUGCGUAAUACAUGGCACCAUGGGACUUCAAGUUACAAGCCCUGGAAGAGUCAAUGCAAUCCUGCAAAGAUUGCUGAAGUGAAGAAACUGUCUCAAGAUUAGACCAGAUCCAACUGUGACAAAUACCUGAAGAAUUUACACAUCCCAUGCAUCUUUUUUUUAAAUGAGUAUUAAUCAUUAAUUUUUAUAUUGAAUAUAGAAGGAUAACUGUUUUGACAAAAGAAGAACAGAAGUGCUGGUGUAACUCAGUGGGCCAGGCAGUUUCUCUAGCGAACCUGGACCCUUCUUCAUAUUAUUUGGAAAAGUUAUUUUUAGAUUUAUUUCUAUUAAUGACGAUUGUUAAAAUGUGAA